Penicillium manginii is the source of this 459-nucleotide messenger RNA. RefSeq lists its product as uncharacterized. The transcript has a single exon. NCBI's taxonomy places the organism in Eukaryota, Fungi, Ascomycota, Eurotiomycetes, Eurotiales, Aspergillaceae. The record is from RefSeq and is a predicted model, not a curated record. The coding region runs from base 1 to 459 and encodes 152 amino acids.
AUGGCGAUGGGCGGUGAUCGAAUUGACCCUAGUGCCUAUUUACUUGAGGAUGAUAAUGGAGAAACCCUCCUAUACCGGAUUGUUCAAGGUAUGGCCGUUGACUUCUCUGAAAGAAGGAGCAGCAGUAUGCCGAAGUGGCGUGAGCUGCUUUUUGAUGCUAUCACGGCAUCUGCCGACCCAUGCCAAUUGUCCUCUAGAUACGGGGCAAUUCGUACGCCUCUCACCACAGUCCUGCAAUACUAUACCAAGAAUUGGGCAGGAAUCAAACGAGCAAAUUAUAGAUUUGACUCCUUUAUCCAUUUCUGGGCAUCGGAGCUUCAGUUGGCCGGCGUUGAUUUAGCAGAGUACGGGGCGAAGGAGAAAUCAUUACAUAUGUCAGGCGUUGUUGGUCUGGAGAUCUUUAUAUAUGUUGGGUUUGAGAAGUCUGGCCCAGUAUAUAAUCCUGACAUAGGUGAAUAG